Messenger RNA from Salvia miltiorrhiza (redroot sage), 1713 nucleotides. RefSeq lists its product as uncharacterized. The record is from RefSeq and is a predicted model, not a curated record. NCBI's taxonomy places the organism in Eukaryota, Viridiplantae, Streptophyta, Magnoliopsida, Lamiales, Lamiaceae. The coding region runs from base 1 to 1473 and encodes 490 amino acids. The transcript has 4 exons.
AUGGCUAGGUGUGUUAACUUGAGCACUCUUCAAAUGUUUGGGAUGAAAAGCCAUGAUUGUCAUGUUAUGAUGCAACGGAUCUUGCCUGUAGCAUUUAAGGAACUUCUUCCAAACAAUGUGUGGAAGGCAAUAACUGAUCUUUGUCUUUUCUUUAAAGAAUUGACAUCUCCCAACAUUCAAGUUGACAAUCUCCGGCAAAUGCAGCAAAACAUUCCAGUAAUUCUAUGUAAACUGGAGCGAAUUUUUCCACCAAGUUUUUUUGACUCCAUGGAACACCUUUCAAUACAUUUAGUAGAUGAAGCAAUGAUAGCAGGGCCCGUUCAAUAUAGAUGGAUGUAUCCAUUUGAAAGGUAUCUGGGAAAGUUGAAAAAAACUGUGAAAAAUAAAGCCAAGGUAGAGGGAUCAAUGACAAAUGCCUACCUUGUUGAAGAAGCCACUGCAUUUUGUUCUUAUUACUUCGAAGAACAUGUAAGAACAAAGCAGCGGAACGUUCCUCGUAACUUUGCCGGUAGUUCAUCAUCAGGUGGUAUGGAAGAACACCAUGAUACGUUGUUUGUUUUCAAGAAUGUCGGUAGAGGGUUUGGAAAAAAGUCAACAAGAUUUUUAAGCAAGGAUGAGUAUGAUGCUGCACAUUUGUAUGUCUUAAACAAUUGUUCAGAGAUAACAGAAAUUUACACACGAUUGUUUGUUGAUGAAAUCAAUGCCAAGUACCCAAACAUUUCACCGAAUCAACUUCAAAUCAAGCUCAAUAAGGAGUUUCCCGAUUGGUUCAAGUUAUAUGUUGCAGAUCCAAAUAAUCGAGUGGAGAACUCUGACUUGAAGAGUUUGUCUUUAAAACCAUUUCAAAGAGUCACUUCUUUUCAAGGAUUUUAUGUGAAUGGUUUUAAAUUUCACACGAUCGAAUACGGAUCAAAGAAAUCAACCUACAAUAGUGGAUUGUGUGUAAAAGGUUUGGAGUUGGAUUAUUAUGGACGUUUGGUUGAAGUAGUGGUGCUUGAGUAUUCUGGUGUACCAACUAAAACGAUCACACUUUUCAAGUGUGAGUGGUUUGACCCCAGACCAUCAGGGACGUUAGUUGAUCGUGACUUCAAAUUGGUUUCAAUUAACCAACGUCGUCGAUAUGACAACUAUGAACCAUUCAUCCUAUCAACUCAAGCUUCUCAAGUAUUUUACUGCACAUAUCCAAGUAAAAAUCAAAGUAGGAAAGAUUGGUUGGCAGCUUGUAAGGUGAAGGCAAGACCACUUGUAGAAGUAUCAACUAUUCAAAAUAUUCCUAUCGAUCCUACUCCUUUUCAAGAAGAGCUUGUUGGUAGAACCCCUCACACGACAAUUGAUGAUGAUACAAUGCCAAUUCAUCCAGAUGGUGCUUUGGUAUAUCUAGUAGAUGAGGAUGAUGAAGAAGAUGUUGACACCAAUGAAUAUGUCUUAGAAACAUCUGACUCUACAAAUAAUGAUUCAGAUGAUAGCGAAUAAAACACGUGCUUGUGUUUUAUUUUAGGCAUGGUGUUUUUUCUACCUUUGAUCUUUGAAAUUCAGGUGGAGAUUGAGAGUCGCAUUCAAGAUAUUCAAGCCACUCAAGGUAGGGAUCCGACACCAGAAGAGGUACACGCCAUCUUUAAGGAGGUGGUGAAGAGGGACACGAAAGGCCGUGUGCUCGGGAUGGGAAUGAUGACACAGAUGGUGUCUAGUGGAUCUAGUACUCAGUCCACUAAC